Xyrauchen texanus (razorback sucker) is the source of this 1648-nucleotide messenger RNA. It is a transcript of the gene nr5a1b, whose product is annotated as nuclear receptor subfamily 5, group A, member 1b. Gene Ontology annotation, cellular component: RNA polymerase II transcription regulator complex. NCBI's taxonomy places the organism in Eukaryota, Metazoa, Chordata, Actinopteri, Cypriniformes, Catostomidae. The record is from RefSeq and is a predicted model, not a curated record. Gene Ontology annotation, biological process: tissue development; hormone-mediated signaling pathway; regulation of transcription by RNA polymerase II. Gene Ontology annotation, molecular function: RNA polymerase II cis-regulatory region sequence-specific DNA binding; zinc ion binding; nuclear receptor activity. The transcript has 7 exons. Bases 140 to 1648 code for a protein of 502 amino acids.
CGCAGGUUUUGCGGUAUAACGACUUGUGAGGCGCUUUUUCAAGGAAUAAAUUCCCACCGCACAGAUCAACACCCACUGAACCACCACAGAGGAGCAGAGAGUUACCCACAGGUGUUUAGCAGGCGCUCGGCGGGGCGGGAUGGACUACAGUUAUGAUACGGACUUGGAAGAGAUGUGUCCGGUGUGUGGGGAUAAAGUUUCUGGCUAUCAUUAUGGUUUAUUAACCUGCGAGAGCUGCAAGGGAUUCUUUAAGAGGACCGUACAGAAUAAUAAACGGUACACGUGUGCGGAGAGUCAGGACUGUAAGAUUGAUAAAACCCAGCGGAAACGGUGUCCGUUCUGCCGUUUCCAGAAAUGUCUGAACGUCGGGAUGCGACUGGAGGCGGUGCGUGCGGAUCGAAUGCGAGGAGGGCGGAACAAAUUCGGCCCCAUGUACAAACGAGACCGGGCAUUAAAGCAACAGAAGAAAGCCCUCAUUCGGGCGAGUGGCUUAAAGAUGGCAGCCACGCCCCCUUUGCUAUCAACACCCCAGACUGACUACAGCUUCAACACCGCACUGUCUAUCCAAACUCCUAAAAACCCCCAUCCAAACAUCGGCACAUCUGUGGUCCCUUCCGAAUACGAACGCAGCCUGUACGCAUCCAGUUCCCUGAGCUUGUCUGUGCCCAUACCCUCCCAUACUUCUCUGCCAACUCAGUACCCAUACCCACCCUUACCUGGCCGUGCCAUCAAAUCCGAGUACCCCGACCACUACACAAGCUCAGAGCACUACACCAGUGCCAGCUCGCCAGAAUCUGUGCUAGGGUACACGUAUGUCGACCAGACGCGAGUGUUGCCGAGCCCCACUGUGGCCCCACAAGGCCUGACGGUACCAGCGCUGGUUCUGGAAUUUGUUCGCUGUGAGCAAGAUGAGCAGCAGGUGCAAAGCAAGAUAAGCGCCCACCUGGCCCACCUGCAACAGGAACAGAACUCUCUGAACGCCGCAGUCAAUCAGGAACAGAAGACGCGUCAUGCAGCCAAACCGGAACGGCUCUCCACCUUUGGCAUGAUGUGCCACAUGGCCGAUCAGACGCUCUUCUCCAUCGUGGAGUGGGCACGUAGCUGCAUCUUCUUUAAGGAGCUCAAGGUAGGAGACCAGAUGAAGUUGCUGCACAACUGUUGGAGUGAACUCCUUGUGCUGGAUUACAUUGCCAGACAGUUACAACAUGGGAAAGGGGACAGUGUGCUUCUCAUUACUGGACAAGAGGUUGAGCUUGCUUCUUUACUGGCCCAGGCAGGGGUCACUCUGAGUGGGAUGAUACAGAGGGGUCAGGAGCUAGUGCAUCAUCUACAGGAGCUUCAGCUUGACCGCAGAGAAACCGCCUGUCUCAAAUACAUCAUCCUCUUUAAUCCUGAUGUAAAACUGUUGGAGAACCAGCCUUAUGUUGAGAGUGUGUAUGAGCAGGUAAAUGCAGCAUUGUUGGAAUACACACUGUGUGUGUAUCCGCAUUUCCCGGACAGGUUCAGCCAGGUUCUGUUGCGCCUUCCCGAGCUCAGAGCUUUGAGCGCGCAAGCCGAAGAUUACCUGUGCUACAAACACCUGAGCGGAGAGGUGCCAUGCAACAACCUGCUAAUAGAAAUGCUGCAUGCCAAGAGAACCUUCAUCUGA